AUGGCAAAAACCAUGACUUUGUGGUAUCUUUUGCUCGCCCUUUCCUUCGUUUAUGCUGCCACUGCUGAUACUCAAAUCAAAGUUACUAACAACCCUGCUGACAAGUUGGUAGCUGCAAUAAACGAAAACAGAACUGCUCACAAGGUAUCAACCUUAACUGACAACCCGGGUCUUGCAUGUAUUGCUCUACAAUACAUUAAGGCAUACCAAGGUGAUUGUAAUGCUGUGGGUGGACCUGAUGGCAAGAAACCUCCGGAAUCUCAAUUUGCCGAAGUUUUUGCUCCAAACUGCGGUGUUGAGGCAUCAAGUCUUGCUCCUAUAACUGGUCGUUUUCUGGGGUGCCAGACUAAAUAUGUACAUGCACCUGAGGCAUUUUCUGAAAUCCUCAUAAGGAACCAAAAGAGCCUAGACAUACUCUACAGUAAGAAUCACACUCAGGUUGGUGCUGCUGUGACAGGUACUGAUGGAGGGUCUCCUUAUUUUUGGUGUGUGCUGUUUAGCAGUGGCAAACUUAACAAUACCUUUACUUUUGAGGGUGGUGUAGCUAAAAUAACAAAGCCUGGUUGCUUUAGUGGAGCGAAUGAUGAGUGCAGCGGGGCCAGUGAUUGGUCACCACCCAAUGGGAUGUGGGUAUUCGCCACUUCAGUUCUGAUUGCAACGGGGUUUGGUUUAGCAUUAUGA
Messenger RNA from Sphenostylis stenocarpa, 681 nucleotides. The record is from the annotation of a GenBank genome assembly. Lineage: Eukaryota; Viridiplantae; Streptophyta; Magnoliopsida; Fabales; Fabaceae.